Molecule: messenger RNA, 1429 nt
Organism: Chenopodium quinoa (quinoa)
Lineage: Eukaryota; Viridiplantae; Streptophyta; Magnoliopsida; Caryophyllales; Amaranthaceae
Product: phosphoglycerate mutase-like protein 1
Exons: 10
Coding region: 37-1065 (342 amino acids)
Cellular component (GO): cytoplasm
Molecular function (GO): phosphatase activity
Source: RefSeq, a predicted model, not a curated record
CUCCGUAAAUAAAUAAAAAUAAAAUAAAAAAAUAAAAUGAAUUGUUUCACUCUUCCCCCUCUCUCUCCUCCCCGGUGUGCUGUAAAUUCGCAUAAAUAUUUAACAAAUAUAAAUAUUCACCGCAAAACUAUUUAUUUCACUUCUUCUUCCUCCUCCAUUUUUGCAUUCUUCAAUCUCCAGAAAUUUAAACUCACCACUUCUUCCCUCUCUUUUGCUUCUCUUUCUUCAGAUAUGGAUACUUCUGCUGGUCAAGGACUCUACCCGCUGCACCACUGCAAAACUCUUCAUUUGGUAAGGCAUGCACAAGGAUAUCAUAAUGUUGCAGGAGAGAAAGAUGUUAAGGCAUACUUAUCCUAUGACUAUCUUGAUGCUAGCCUAACUUCUCGUGGAUGGGAGCAGGUGGAUAAUUUGCGGAAACAUGUCCAAGGAAGUGGACUAUCCAAGAAAAUUGAUUUAGUAAUCACAUCUCCUUUGACAAGGACCAUACAAACUGCAGUAGGAGUUUUUGGAGGUGGUAGCUAUAAUGAUGGUGUAGAUGUUGCACCCUUGAUGGUGGCAGACGCAGGGAACAGUGGCCGACCUGCAAUUUCAAGCUUUGGCUGCCCUCCUUUUCUAGCAGUUGAAUCUUGUCGAGAACACUUGGGAGUCCAUCCAUGUGACAAGAGGAGGACUAAGAGCGAAUACGAAACUCUCUUUCCUGCAAUUGAUUUCUCAUUGAUUGAAAAUGAAGACAUAUUGUGGAAGGAGGAUGUAAGGGAAACAGAUGAAGAACUUGCAGAAAGAGGAAUGAAGUUCUUGAAAUGGCUAUGGACCCGGAGUGAGAAGGAGAUUGCUAUUGUCAGCCAUAGUGGCUUUUUGUUUCACACACUCAGUGCUUUUGGAAAUGAUUGUCAUCAAGUGGUGAAAGAUGAAAUUUGUACACACUUUGCUAACUGUGAACUGCGCUCAAUGGUUUUCGUGGACAAAAGUAUGGCGAGUUCUGAUUCAUCAGAGACAAACUUCCCUGGUAAAAUUCCAAAUGGACCAGAUCUUCCUAGUGAUGCUGCAGAUGAGAAGCUCACAUAAAAGUAAAUCCAAAGUCAAUACAACACUAUAUAUGAUUUGUUGACAGGAAGAACUGUCUAGUUUGCUUGAUUGAUUGAAUAUUGAUCACCAACACUUAAUCUUCCCUUCAUUUUUAGAUUUGAAACUGUGGCAAGUAGCCAAGUAAUACUCAGUAUUCUGGAACCUUUUCAGCUGGAGUACUGGAGGUCUGAAGCAUAUAGUCACCGAAAUUCGGUUAUAAUGAAUAAUUACAGAAUUGUAAUCAACCCAGCAAACUGGGUAUAAAAACAGGUUAUAUUCUUUGUCAUGAUCUGACAUCGUGACAUAUUUGGAACAUUUUUUUUAAUGUGUAAUUUGCCUUAACAAUUACUAGAACUUGAUUUUU